Cladocopium goreaui is the source of this 1212-nucleotide messenger RNA. NCBI's taxonomy places the organism in Eukaryota, Dinophyceae, Suessiales, Symbiodiniaceae. The record is from the annotation of a GenBank genome assembly.
AUGAGAUGUGUACACAGUGUACACGUCAUCCUGGCAGUGCAUGUCUCCUACGGCUUGGACCAGUUUGUUCGUCUGAAGUCUAUGACACCUUUCGAGAAGACUGGUCGCACUGGUUGCAUCUCUACGUCAAUCAAAGUCUGCUAUGAAUGCACGCGAGAGUUGAAUGACACUGCGGACCUUCCGCAACCGCAACUCUUCAGCUUUCGUGUGGACUGUCGAGGUGCCAAGGGAGACUUCCAAAACUUGACACUGUUUGAUUCCAAUUCGGUCUGUGCUCACCUGACCUACCGGAAGUAUGGCAACAGCUCUGCGAGGCCCACCUCCCAAUGGCUUCCCUUGAUUUCUGAUCGCAUCGUGACGAUGGAGAAGGGGGACGUGUUGGACUUUCAGUGUGUGCUCCGGAGCUUAGAAAUUUACACCGGCCUGGAACGAAAUUUACCCGAAAACGCGCUGGAGCAGAGAGAUUUCGCUGGUUUACCCUUCGCCUUCACCCCGAAAUUCAGUAUGAUUUUGGACGGAGGGGCCCAGAUCUUAGUCUACACGCCGCUGAUGGUUGAGCUGUUCUGCCGCCUUGGGCACUGUAAGCCUUGCACCCGAUCCUUGUCCGAGGCGUAUGAGUGGAAAAUGAAGGUGUCUAAGUCGAAGGGCCUGACCUAUUGGGUCAGCUAUGGCAGUCCGGUGUUGCAGCCGCAGAUCCUGCCUGAGGUGGAAUUUUCGUCUGAACUUCGAGGGGAGGUCUACAGACUGGACAAAGAUCUCGUGCAUGUGACGGUGAUGGAAGCCACCAGUUACAACUCUUGGAAGAAGCCUCAGGAUACCCAGAAGAAGUUGGUGGAGCUAGAUGACAACUUUUAUGGCGAUGGUGCAGAAAACGACCACAGCUUUUCGGUGGACUUUAAGUUGCGAGUGAAUCCCGACUUGCUUCGGAGUGAUACCAAAGAUGUGGUGGUCAGAUUGAGACUGGGACUGGGAAUCUGGUUUGAGGAAACGCCUAGCUACUUCAAUGUGACCCUUCCCACAAAUCGAGAUGAAAGUUCAUCAAACUGGUGGCGUUGGUUGACGCUUAUUCUGUUGCUCUUGACGUUUCUGGCUGCCAUAGCAUAUGUCUUCCGGGAGCAACUCUUCAUGUCAGAGGCGUUUCAGAUUCUUUGGAGGCGGUCUGCCGGGCUUCCUAGUGACGAGACCGGCGUCUCAAUUGAGAUGCAAAGUUGA